Messenger RNA from Musa acuminata subsp. malaccensis (wild Malaysian banana), 816 nucleotides. RefSeq lists its product as uncharacterized. Gene Ontology annotation, biological process: endoplasmic reticulum to Golgi vesicle-mediated transport. The record is from RefSeq and is a predicted model, not a curated record. Gene Ontology annotation, cellular component: TRAPPI protein complex; TRAPPIII protein complex; TRAPPII protein complex. NCBI's taxonomy places the organism in Eukaryota, Viridiplantae, Streptophyta, Magnoliopsida, Zingiberales, Musaceae.
GCAGUUCUGUGGACUCCGAACGCAAAUCGAGGGAACGCGAAGGGGGGAAUAGAGGUGAGGGGAGGGAAGAAGCCAUGAUCGGUGUGGGAAAGAUCAAGCAGUACACCAACGUUCUCGACAAACCCCUCAGUAGAGGCCGGCAAGAGGUCAGCUUGAGUGCAUUCGCAUUUUUGUUCUCGGAACUGGUGCAAUACAACCAGACUCAAGUUGAUAAUAUUGCAGAGUUGGAGAGAAGGCUUGAAGAUGCUGGCUAUGCUGUUGGAGCAAGAGUUCUUGAGCUUCUUUGUCAUAGAGAGAAGGGUAACAGAAGGGAGACACGUCUGCUUGGAAUUUUAUCUUUUGUGCAUAGUACUGUUUGGAAGGUGCUAUUUGGAAAGGUGGCGGACUCACUUGAGAAAGGAACUGAACACGAAGAUGAGUACAUGAUAAGUGAAAAAGAGCUUUUGGUUAACCGAUUUAUAUCAGUACCAAAGGACAUGGGAGCAUUCAAUUGUGGGGCAUUUGUUGCUGGAAUCGUGAAGGGUGUCCUAGAUGGUGCUGGUUUUCCUGCUGUUGUGACGGCACACUUUGUUCCAGUGGAUGGUCAACAACGACCACGCACUACAAUUUUAAUAAAGUUUGCGGAAGAGGUGCUCAGGAGGGAAUCAAGACUGGGCUGAUCCUCUAUGGUGUUAUUUAGCAAGUUGAGGCAUACCAAAGCACUUCUGAUUACUUCUGCAGCUACUUGGAUCUUUUUAUUGUUGAUGUGUGCAAUCUAACUCCCAUGAUAUUCUGCAUUUAUAUAAAUCAGGUUUCAUCUGAAUUGUGGUUACCACU